CGCGGCGCGGCCAUGGACCGGCGGCGGCGGGGCCCGGGCGAGCAGGAGUGACCCGUCCGUGACGCCGGUGGGAUCCCAGCCGUGGAGCCCCAGCUGUGAGCAGCGGCCGGGCCGGCGGGACACGGAGCAGCUCUGCCCAGCCUCCCCCUGCCGCCACCAUGCCGAUCCUCAAGCAGCUCGUGUCCAACUCGGCCCACUCCAAGCGCCGCUCGCGCGCCGACCUGACGGCCGAGAUGAUCAGCGCGCCCCUGGGGGACUUCCGCCACACCAUGCACGUGGGGCGCGCGGGGGACGCCUUUGGGGACACCUCCUUCCUCACCAGCAAGGCCGGGGAGCCGGUGCCGGAGGCGGGCGAGGAGCCAGGAGCCUCCAAGCCCGGCCUGCUGUCCCGCCGCUUCCGCAGCAGCAAGCGCUCGCAGUCGGUGACGCGCGGGGACCGGCGGGACAUGCUGGGCUCGCUGCGGGACUCGGCGCUCUUCGUCAAGAACGCCGUGUCCCUGCCCCAGCUCAACGAGAAGGAGGUGGACAGGAGCGCGGGGCAGCUGCCCAAGAGCCUCUCCUCCAGCCCCGUCAAGAAGCCCGAGGAGAUGAGCCCCGAAGAGCAGCAGCGCCCGAACGGGGCGGCCGCGGGGCCGCUGAGCCCCAGCUUGGACGAGCGCGACUUCGGGGACAUCACCGAGCUGCCCGUCGUGGUGGCCAAGGGCGGGGCGGGCAUGAAGCACGCUGAGUCCAUCAUGUCCUUCCACAUCGACCUGGGGCCCUCCAUGCUCGGGGACGUCCUGAGCAUCAUGGAUAAGGAUCAGUGGGAGCAGGACGAAGACCCCGAGGAGGAGGAGAGCCACGAGGAGGAGGGGGAGGCCGCCCUGCCCGGCUCCCCGGUGGUGACGGUGGUGGCCCCGCCGAGCCAGAGCCCGGCCCGUGGCCCCAGGGACAGCAGUCCAGCAUCCAGCUGCACCUCGGGGCCCGAGGAGCGCAGCCCUGUCCCCAGGCCACCGAGCCAGCGGGGGGCACCCCCAAAACGCCCCGACAGGGAGUUCUCGUUUGCUGAUGAAGAUGAUGAUGAGAUACGAGUAUAAAGGAGGGCGGCCGAGCCGAGGGUCUGGUUCUCACUGCGGUUCUUGGACACGGGGUUGAACACCCCGGUGCUGCAACGGUGGCACCAGGGAAGACUUGACUCCUCCCCCCUUCCCUCUCCCUGUGACCUGGCAGGACAGCAAUCUGCUCCCAGGGCCGGGGGUGUUCCUGACAUCUCUCAGCACUUCCCGGGAGGGGGAAGCACACUCGAUUUUGGUUCUUUCUGUUGGACUUUGGAUAUUAGCUCUUGUUUCCUGCCCCCCUGCCCAUGUAAAGCAAUUUAGGAUCCAACAAGAUGAGCCUUUGGACUUCUAGCCUCUUUAGUAAUAUAUAUAUUUUUUCCGCCGUACGGUUUUUACUGUUUUCUGAUUUGUACUUAACUUUCUUUACUCUCGCUUUUGGUUUUAACGGAGGGGAGAUUCCCCGUGAGGAAGAACUUGGCUCUGGAGCUCAGAGGUGGCCCAGGACUGUGGGCAGCUUCGCCUCCCUGGGUUGCUUGUGGACUUCCUGCAGACCAAGAGCCUCCAGCCCUGUGCCAUGGCAGGUGCUCGGAUGGAUGGAUGGAUCCAUCCCAGAUGCUGGACCCUCCAACCAGCCUGGGGGUCACAGGGAUGCCCCCAGCCAGCCCAGGCACCAGCUGCUCCCGGGGGAGCUGAUGGAAGCAUGGGUCUGUCCCCCGUGGGAGGAGCACCUGGAAGCCCCCUGAGCCAGGGAGCCCCGAUGUCCCAGUGCCGUGGGGCCGGUGGGGCGGGGCAGUGCCAACGCUGGGCUGGUGCAGGACCAGGAGGUUUUAUACCACGUAUGUACAGAUGCAAAGAAUAAAAGGAAAUGGUAGUGACUGCA
Messenger RNA from Empidonax traillii (willow flycatcher), 1917 nucleotides. RefSeq names its product CDC42 effector protein 4 (gene CDC42EP4). The record is from RefSeq and is a predicted model, not a curated record. NCBI's taxonomy places the organism in Eukaryota, Metazoa, Chordata, Aves, Passeriformes, Tyrannidae. The transcript is spliced from 2 exons. The coding region runs from base 159 to 1076 and encodes 305 amino acids.